This is a messenger RNA of Pyricularia oryzae 70-15, 729 nucleotides long. RefSeq lists its product as uncharacterized. The coding region runs from base 1 to 729 and encodes 242 amino acids. NCBI's taxonomy places the organism in Eukaryota, Fungi, Ascomycota, Sordariomycetes, Magnaporthales, Pyriculariaceae. The record is from RefSeq and is a predicted model, not a curated record. The transcript has 2 exons.
AUGGAGGCGGCCAACAGGACUGGCGCAUGGAAGACACCGGCACAAAUUAUUGAGACACUGCGUCGCAGGACGCCCGGAACAUCCAUCAAUCAUACCGACUUUGGCCCGCUGAACAAAUGGCCCAUCGCCAUUAGCGUCGAAACGAAGAGACCCGGCGAGUCGGGCGAGAAGGCCGAGCUGCAGGUGGGGGUCUGGCAGGCCGCACAGUGGAGGUUGCUCGAAUGGCAGCGGCAGGAGCAACAGAAUAAACUACAAAUUCCACGGCAUUCACAACGAUCGCUGGCCGCUAUGGACAUGGAAGACGAGAUAGGUGAAGGGGAGGCGGGGGUCCGCGUCCUGAGCCAAGAUAUUGCUGCCGUUACCGCACCUAGCCAGAUCUCAAUACCUCCUUCGGUUACACCUGAUUUAGCUUUUCUCCCGGCACUUAUUAUCGUCGGCCAUAAUUGGAAGUUCGCAGCCACAACGCGGGAGGAUUGCGAUGGCGGCCGGACAGUACUGUGGACAGAAUCUACGAUUGGUAGCACCAGCAACCUGUUUGGUAUUUACCGGAUUAUCUGGUGUGUCCGCCGGCUGGCAAGUGAUGACGAGAGAUUAACUUAUGUGGAGUUUUGCUGUGCCAAGAAUAAUGGCGACAAGGCAGCCCCCAAAUACCCUCCUUGUUGGAGGUCUGUGGCUGUAUUGAAAGUCGUUGAGAGAUCCUCUGUGCAAAGCGCCUCCACAUCGCCUUGA